Messenger RNA from Penicillium daleae, 1326 nucleotides. Its product is annotated as acyl-CoA dehydrogenase family protein. The transcript is spliced from 2 exons. The record is from RefSeq and is a predicted model, not a curated record. Lineage: Eukaryota; Fungi; Ascomycota; Eurotiomycetes; Eurotiales; Aspergillaceae. Gene Ontology annotation, molecular function: acyl-CoA dehydrogenase activity; flavin adenine dinucleotide binding. The coding region runs from base 1 to 1326 and encodes 441 amino acids.
AUGUCUAGGCCUCAGUGGCAACGUUUGGUUCGGUCGAGAUGGGCAGUUCCAUCUGUCAAGACGUCUCUGGGCGCCUCGAAUCGCCUGCCAACGGCGUGCGCCGCGUUUUCGACGUCGGCACGACGCGAACUGAUGGAAAUGACGGGCUUCACAGAAGAGCAACUCACAGUUCGAGAAGCAAUUUCGCAAAUUUGUUCUAAAUUCCCCAAUACGUACUGGCAAGAGCGUGACCAGCAGGAGAAAGACCCUAAGGAAUUCCACGCUGCUUUGGCCAAGGACGGAUGGCUGGGCAUUGCUCUUCCCGAGUCUCUCGGAGGUGCCGGUCUAGGAAUCUCUGAGGCCACAAUGAUGAUGCAGACCAUCACACAAUCUGGCGCCGGAAUGGCUGGUGCGCAGGCGAUCCACGCCAAUGUAUAUGCCACCCAGCCACUGGCAAAAUUCGGUACAAAGGAACAGCUCGAAACAACAAUCCCCAACAUCAUCAACGGCACCUGGCGAACAUGCUUUGGCGUCACAGAACCCAACACGGGACUUGAAACUCUCAAACUCAAGACUCUUGCAACAAAAACUGAAGAUGGCUACUCAGUCUCCGGCCAAAAGAUCUGGAUCACCUGCGCGCAAGUGGCUUCCAAAAUGAUUCUCCUAGCACGCACGACGCCGCUAGAGGAAGUUCAAAAGUCAAGCGAGGGAUUGUCACUUUUCUGUAUCGAUCUUGACCGCAAUCAACCGGGUUUAGACAUGCGCAAAAUCAAGAAAAUGGGUGGCCGUGCAGUUGACGCUAAUGAAGUCUUCUUCGACAACUACAAGAUCCCCGCCAAUACCUUGAUCGGCAAGGAGAACCAAGGAUUCAAGAUCAUCUUGCACGGUAUGAAUGCCGAACGUUGUUUACUUGCAGGUGAAGCCCUGGGUCUUGGCUAUGCCGCGCUCGAGAAGGCAGCUCAAUAUGCCAAAGAACGAGUGGUGUUUGGCCGGCCGAUUGGACAGAACCAAGGAGUCUCGCACCCGCUGGCGGAUGCCUAUAUGAAGCUUGAGGCAGCAAAACACGCGACGUACCAUGCAACUCGCCUUUAUGAUGCCAAUGAUGGCUCGGUCCCAUUCCACGCAAUCGGCGUGGCCUGCAAUAGCGCCAAGUAUCUCGCUGCCGAAGCCGCAUUUACUGCUUGCGAGCGCGCCGUGCUAGCUCACGGAGGCAUGGGCUAUGCUAUGGAAUAUGAUGUGGAACGCUACUUGCGUGAAUGUCUGGUUCCCCGAAUUGCCCCCGUGAGCCGUGAAAUGAUCUUGAAUUACGUUAGUGAGAAGGUUCUUGACUUGCCUCGGAGCUAUUAG